AUGAUAUUUUUCAAAAUCAUUGCAAGAAAACAGGAAAGAAAAUUGAAUGAUGAAAUCGCGAAACAACACGAAGAGGAGGAAGAAACACAACGAUUGAACUAUGAAAAUCUACCUGAUAAUGAAAUUAAAGAACGAUUACUCAAGACAAUCAUUUACGAUUUCUUUCUUCGAAUUAAAGUUAAUCAAUGGUUAGAAAUAGAUCGAACACUUUUAUUAUUUAUUCGACAACAUGCUUCUUUACUGGUGACAUAUUCUUCAUUAAAAAUGGAACUUAAUAGUGAAAAAGAAUUCGGAAUUAUAACAGAAGAAUUAGCCAAAUCUAUCUCAGAUCAACAACAACUAUCAUCAUCAUCGUCAUCCACAGUUGAUAUAAAACUAAUAACAUCGUCGAUUCUUAUAUUUGUACGAGAAGAUCUACAACGAUUGAAUCUUAAACUUAUCAAGAAACGACAUUUAUUUAUGUUAAAUGUGAAAGAUAUUUGUUUACUGCAUGAAUUUUAUUAUUUACAACCAGAUAGUCAACAGUUACAAAUAGUCGAAGAUAUUUGGCAAGCAACAAUCGCUGAACAAAACGCAAAGAAAACUAUUUUAAAUAAUCAACAAAAUAUAUUUCAAAAUGUCAAUUACGGACAUCAAAUCGAACUUCAAAAACAAAUGUUCCUUGCUCUAAAGAAGAAAGAUGAAAAAGAAAAGAAUAUAUUAUCAUUUAAUUACUUAAAAUUAAACAUAGAUCUACUAAUGAAUAUUAUUGAAAGUCGUCAAAAAGUAUUAAUACAACGUCUUGAAUUCGAAGAUCACUUUAAUCAGCUAUUUCCUCAUAACAAUGAUGAUGACGAUGAUGAUGAUGAUCAUAAUAAGAAUGAUAAUUAUCAUGAAAACAAUCGUGGCAACAGUAACCAAAAAGAUGUAGAUCAACAGUCAUCACAAAAAUAUCAAUAUGAUCUAUUGAAAUAA
Messenger RNA from Rotaria sordida, 954 nucleotides. Lineage: Eukaryota; Metazoa; Rotifera; Eurotatoria; Philodinida; Philodinidae. The record is from the annotation of a GenBank genome assembly.